GUCCGUACUCACCACCCACCGCCCACCCUCCCCCCCAAAAAAAAACAAAAAAAAAGCCUCCUAUUCACUCCACCGCCUUUUUCAAUCUCUUUCCUAAACCUAAUUUUCCUUCCUGUUGCCGUCUCUUUAGCAGUCUUCCAAUUGAAUAUAAUCUGAUUUCUGAAAUUCAAACCUUUCUUUGUUAUAUCUCUUGCAUGCUUAGCGUUGCAGAUUCACAAGAUUAGAGAGAGAGAGAGAGAGAGAGAGAGAGAGAGAGAGAGCGUUUGAUUGAACAUGGGGUUUGAUGUGAAGGAAGCGAGCUCGUCGUCGAACGCGCUACCUCGUGAAGACACCCCGCUUCUCGGCAAACCUCGCCGUCUUUCUUCGCAGCCGAAGACCUUCGCCAACAUCUUCAUCGCCAUCGUCGGCUCCGGAGUCCUAGGCCUUCCUUACACUUUCAAGAAAACCGGAUGGGUUUUCGGCUGCCUCAUGCUCUUCUCCGUCGCUUUCCUCACUUACUACUGCAUGAUACUUCUCGUUCGCACUCGCGCCAAGCUCGAUUCCCUCAUUGGCUACUCCAAGAUCACCUCCUUUGGCGAUCUGGGUUUCGCCGUAUGUGGUCCCUUUGGUAGAUUCUCUGUCGACGCAAUGAUUAUUCUCGCCCAGGUUGGUUUCUGUGUCAGCUACCUCAUAUUCAUCGCCACCACUUUAGCUUACCUUUUCAACGAUUCCUCAGAAGUCCGACUUUUGGGUCUUACCCCAAAAGCAUUAUACCUUUGGGGUUGUUUCCCAUUUCAAUUGGGGUUGAAUUCGAUUCCAACGCUGACCCAUUUGGCUCCUCUGAGCAUUUUCGCCGAUGUGGUCGAUAUUGGAGCUUUGGGCGUUGUUAUUGUGGAGGACUUCAUAAUCUUUCUCAAGCAAAGACCUGUUUUGCAGGCUUUUGGGGGCUUCUCUGUUUUCUUUUACGGUGUGGGUGUGGCUGUUUACUCCUUCGAAGGGAUUGGAAUGAUACUGCCAUUGGAAUCGGAAGCUAAAGAUAAAGACAAAUUUGGUAAGGUCUUGGCCUGGUGCAUGACAUUCAUUGCUUUGAUUUAUGGAGCAUUUGGGGUUUUGGGUUACUUCGCAUUUGGCGAAGAAACAAAAGACAUAAUCACCACCAAUUUUGGGCAAGGACUAUUAAGCGCUGCGGUGCAACUGUGUCUUUGUAUUAACCUGUUCUUCACUUUGCCAUUGAUGAUGAACCCUGUAUAUGAGGUGGUGGAGAGGCGGUUCUGCAACUCAAGGUACUGUAUGUGGCUAAGGUGGAUUAUAGUGUUUGGGGUGAGCCUGGUGGCACUGAUGGUGCCCAAUUUUGCAGACUUUUUGUCUUUGGUUGGCAGUAGUGUUUGCGUGGUUCUGGGAUUUGUGUUGCCUGCCCUGUUUCAUUUGAUGGUGUUCAAGGAAGAACGAAGUUGGGAUGGGAUGGUUGUGGAUGUGACUAUUGUGGUUUUGGGUAUGGUUAUUGGAGUCACCGGAACCUGGUCUUGUCUAACGGAAAUCUUUGCCCCCAAGGCCUGAUUACUUAAAGAGGGGUUUUGGGUUAGCGUUGUAACAUCAGCUUAAUCAAGUUAAUUUGAUAAAUUUGAUGACUUCCUUGUGGUAUUCCGUCCACUAUGUUGUAGAUCAUCAACAAUUAUAAUCAAAUAUGAUGAACCUAAGUUUUAUCGGUUU
Molecule: messenger RNA, 1689 nt
Organism: Ziziphus jujuba (common jujube)
Lineage: Eukaryota; Viridiplantae; Streptophyta; Magnoliopsida; Rosales; Rhamnaceae
Product: amino acid transporter AVT3B
Exons: 1
Coding region: 274-1536 (420 amino acids)
Biological process (GO): amino acid transmembrane transport
Cellular component (GO): vacuolar membrane
Molecular function (GO): amino acid transmembrane transporter activity
Source: RefSeq, a predicted model, not a curated record